Molecule: messenger RNA, 1509 nt
Organism: Monoraphidium neglectum
Lineage: Eukaryota; Viridiplantae; Chlorophyta; Chlorophyceae; Sphaeropleales; Selenastraceae
Product: 3-ketoacyl-CoA synthase 6
Exons: 9
Coding region: 1-1509 (502 amino acids)
Biological process (GO): fatty acid biosynthetic process
Cellular component (GO): membrane
Molecular function (GO): acyltransferase activity, transferring groups other than amino-acyl groups
Source: RefSeq, a predicted model, not a curated record
AUGAUAAUUGAGGAGUACACCGUGCCCGGCUCCAUUGACCGCAAAAUCCCUCACCCGGCUGAGCCGGCGGACGCGCGACCGCGCCAGCCCUCCUCCGCGAUGGCGCCCGGCUGCUACAUGCUCGAUUUUUCGGUGUACAAGCCCCCUGCAGAGUAUAAAGUUAACCACACCACUGGAGGGGAGAACGCGAAGCGCUGGUCGAUGUACAUCGAGGAGAACACUCAGUUCCAGCUCAAGGUGGUGAAGAAGAGCGGCUUGGAUGUCGACGGCACGUACCUGCCGCCGGCCAUCCACCCCUCCAUCGCAGACGAGCCCAAGACUGAUAUGAAGACAGCCAUGCUGGAGGCGGAGAUGGUCAUGGGCGGUGCCGUGUCAGACCUGCUGGAGAAGACGGGCAUCAAGCCCGAGCAGAUCGACAUCCUCAUCUCCAACUGCAGCAUCUUCUGCCCCACGCCGUCCCUGGCGUCCAUGCUCAUCAACAAAUUCAAGUUCCGCCGCGACAUCCAGGCCUACCACCUGGGGGGCAUGGGCUGCAGCAUCGGCGUGGUGGCGGUCGGCCUCGUGAGGGACAUGCUCAAGGCGCACCCCAACAGCAUCGCGCUGUUCGUGCCGGCUGAGAUCACCACCUACUGCUUCUACCCAGGCCGCCACAAGGACUUCCUCGUGGCCAACGCCAUCUUCCGCAUGGGCGGCGCGGCCAUGCUGAUGACCAACAAGCCGUCGCUGUACAGCCGCUGCAAGUACGAGCUGCAGCACGCGGAGCGCGUGCACACCGGCCAGGACGACGCGUGCAUCAGCUGGGGGCCGGAUGAGGACGGCAUCAACGGCGUGUUCCUGGGCAAGGACGUGCCAGUAGAGGCCGGGAAGAUGCUGCAGGCCGUCAUCGCCAAGAAGCCUCCGCGCCAGCCCGUGCGCGAGCCGGCCGGGGCGCCUCUAGGCGCCGGCACUGGGCCGCGCCCGCCGCCCGGCCCGUUCUGGAGCGGCCUGGGACGCACGCUGUUUGCGUUGUGCCUCAGGGGCCGGCGCCGCGCCCUGGUGACGCCCAAGAUCAUGACCUGGGGGCAGUACGCCGAGGCCGCGUACCGCGUCUUCGGCAAGAAGGUCCUCGGCUGCGACUGGGGCCGCUACGUGCCGGACUACACCAAGUGCAUGGACCACUUUGCGCUGCACGCGGGCGGCUACGCGGUGCUCAAGGGCAUCCAGAAGGGCAUGAGCCUGCCCACCGAGAUGAUGCUCCCCUCAUUCGCCAGCCUGCGCGACAUGGGCAACACCAGCAGCAGCACGACCUGGUACAGCAUGGCGUACAUGGAGCGCUUUGGCAUGGUCAAGCAGGGGCAGCGCAUAAUGCAGGUGCGCAUGGGGGGAUUGGUCUGCCGCGCGCUGGCGCCCGGCGCUGGGGGUCUGCUCUCGGGCGGGAGAGGGGUGGUUCCGCACUUGCACGCGGCGAGAGCCGGCAACAAGCGACUCACGCCGCGGGCGCCUCCUCCCACCUGCUACCAACCAGCCUAA